Messenger RNA from Hermetia illucens (black soldier fly), 1114 nucleotides. RefSeq lists its product as uncharacterized. Gene Ontology annotation, molecular function: chitin binding. The transcript has 2 exons. Gene Ontology annotation, cellular component: extracellular region. The record is from RefSeq and is a predicted model, not a curated record. NCBI's taxonomy places the organism in Eukaryota, Metazoa, Arthropoda, Insecta, Diptera, Stratiomyidae. Bases 98 to 991 code for a protein of 297 amino acids.
UUUCUUUACUUCCGGCGGUUAUAAAAGUCGGAUAAAAACUUGAAUCCGAAUUAGUUAGAGUUUCAGUUGAGAAAGAGAAUUUUUCUGCUAAAAGAAAAUGAAAAUCAUAAUUCUACUAACUGCGUCCCUUGCUUUAAUCUCCACGUCAAAAGCUGUUUCAUGUGACCAGAAACGGGAAUGGGGUUCCAAUUGCAAAUCUUGCAAGGAGAGAGUAUUCUGUCUUCAAAUGCUUGAAGAAUGGGAAGAAAUUCCUUUGGAUACAUGCGGGGAUGGCUUUAUUUGUCAAGGUGCUGGCGAAUGUGUCGCAUCAAACGAUACUUGUUAUAACAAUGCCAAAAACAACAUCUUUGAAUGCAAAAUGGAAGGAGUCUUUCCGGAUCCGGAUGGCUGUGAUCACUACUAUGUUUGCACAAUGUACAACGGCGAAACUGGUUUGACUUUAACGCCUAUAAGGGUCAAAUGCCCAGAGGAAAAACUGUACUCAGCGCGAACUCAGAGUUGCACUUUGUAUAAAAGUAAUAGUUCAUGUACGGAAGCAUAUUGCAGAAACCCAGGGGAGGCGAUUUCUUGGCCAGAUAAUGAUAACCUCUACUACCUUUGUGUCCUUAAUGACAAAAUGGAAUUAUAUCCUAUGAUGCUUCGGUGUGCGCCCAAUGAAAAAUUCGAAGGAGGUAAAUGCGUAAAAAGAUGUGCUGGAACUACCGUGAGCUCAACUGUUUCUAACAAAUCUUCUGACGUCCCUGCGAUAUCAACCGAACCGGUAACAACUAAGACUUCUUCAACUUCAACACCAACUCCAGCACCAACCCCGACCCCAAUCACCAAACCAGCAGUAAUUUUACCCUGCACAAAACAAGGAAUCAAACGGCAUCCCACAGAUUGCAGCAAAUAUUAUUAUUGUGACCGAAAUUUGACACCUUCAGUUUAUAAUUGUGCUGUUGGCUCCUACUUUGACCCGUCCUUUGGACUGUGCGUUAAAGGUUCUUGCUGAUUUCGGCAUUGUUUUAGGGUCCUACAACCACAUCAAAUUGAUAAUAGUAUACUACACUUAGUUUAAAUACUUAUAGAAAUGUCCAAAAAGGUAUUAAAAAUUAAUAAUAAUUAAUAAAUGUAG